AUGUGGGCCGGAAGACAACCGACAGUAAACAAAAAACAAACAAAAACACUUCAGCGAGCUCCAGGUCUGGCUGAACAGGAAAGGGAGGAGUCCCACAUACCUUCUUCUCGCUCCUCCCGUGACGUCACGCGCCAGGGCCGCCGGCGGGGCAAGACGGGCCCCGCGCCAGUGCCGCGCGCGCCGUUCGCCUGGUCGCACGCCCGCCGCUGCCGCCCGCCGUCUCCGCCUGCACCUCGCCGCCAGCCGCUCACAGCCACACGGGCACUCCGCCUCCACCCACCCACCACGCGCUGUCCCACCACUCUCUCCCGUGAGUAUCUCGUUACAUUUACUACUACACACUCAUUGUCUAAAUCCAACGCAUGCUCCGUGCGGAAGAGUGAUGCAGAUUUCACUUCUACCCGAUCCGCCGGGACUUCUAAGCCGAAGAAAGCAAUGGUUAGAAAAUACGAAAGGAUGAGCGGGCGACAAGCCUGGAAUGAAGAGGACAUGGCGAAAGCCGUAGCCGCUGUCGUCUCAGGUAAGAUGGGAUACAAGCUGGCCGCUAGAACUUUUCACAUACCGCGAUCCACACUGCAAAGGCGUGCCAGCAAAAUCCGCUACCUACAUCCCGAUGACACGAAACCCCUCAUGGGUCACUACAAAAGAGUCUUCACUGAAAGCCAAGAGAAAGACUUGGUCGGCUACAUCAAAAGUAUGGAACAGUACUUCAUGGGCGUCUCCAGAAGAGAUAUAAGAGAGCUGGCUUUCCAGUACGCCGAAGAUAACCACGUAAACCACCCCUUCGACGUCAAUAGCAGAAUGGCCGGUGAGGACUGGGUCAGAAACUUUCUGAAGAGGAACCCAGAGCUGCUACACAAGCCAGAGAAAGAUAUGGAAUUGGAACCGGUGAACUUUGACCAGUUCUACCACUUCAUGUGCCAACUGUCGUGAUGUCGGUAGGAGAGUAGGUGUGUGGGCCGCAUGCGACGCCCGCCCGCAUCCUCUGCGACGUCGUGCUUCAACCAAUCUAUUAGUGUACUCUCAAUUGAAAGUACCGCAGCUUACCGGAACACUGUUCUUCGGAAGUGCGCUCUGUUAUGGUUCCACUAGCUCAAGAUUUCCCGUAUCUAAUGAAAUUAAUAAAUAGAAACAAAACCCACGCGUUUUAUGGAAUUUGAAAAAGAAACGCGAUUCAAUUUCACGGAGAACAGUGUAAACUGUGGGAUGGUCCUCUCAAUCAAUACAUGUGAUGCUGAAGAGACUGAAUAUUUGAAUAGCACAAGUUACGUUCACUAUCAUUUUCGUGACAUCAAACACGUUUUGAAUCGCUCAUUUCUGAUUGCCAAAAAUAGACACUAGUAGAUUGAAGUCAAAAAGCUUGCUGAAUAAGUGAGCCUAAGCUUAAUUAAUGUAGGUAUAAAAAUUAAAAACAUUUGUUAUAAUUAUAACGGUAGUGAGAAAGCUCAAAAUGUUAAUAAUUUAAAAAGUUUUAUCCGUUCAUAAUAUUUAUAAAGAGUAAAUAAUCUAUAAAUCAGGUACUUAGUUAAUUGUGAAAGAAAUGCGUUGCGCAUUAUUUUAAUAUAUUUUAUAGUCUAAUCCUGUUGUAUAAUGGUGUAUGACUUAUUGAAAUGUGGGCUGUGAUAGCAGAGAAAAGCUUAUUUUUUAUGGAGCAUAUCAAGCGAAUUAUGUGAUGGAAUGAAUGUAAAGAAUAUAUGUAUACUUAGCACAAAAUAUAUUAUAACUUAAGUCCGCUCGCAAAAAUUAAAGCAAACAUAUGUCUACCUUUUAUUAAUCUUAAUAAAAAUGAGUACAACUUAUUGAAAUAUGUUAAUGGAAAUUUUAUAAUGAAACACCUUAAAAUACUUAUCUUUUUCAGUUCCAAUAUAGCUUCAAUUCAAUCAAUUUAUCUAUCUUUAGGAGGAGCUCGAUGGCGCAGGUGGCUAGCGCGUUCGGCUGCGAUCGUUGAAGUUAAGCAACUUUCGCAGUGGUCGGUCAUUGGAUGGGUGACCAAAAAUUUACUAUCUCGAGCUCCUCCGUGCUUCGGAAGGCACGUUAAGCCGUUGGUCCCGGCUGCAUUUUGCAGUCGUUAGCACCCACCAAUCCGCACUGGGCUCGCGUGGUGGGUCAUGGCCCAAUCUCCCUAUUCCAUCCAUAGGGAAGGCCUGUGCCCCAGCAGUGGGGACAUUAAUAGGCUGAUGAUGAUGAUGAUGAUCUAUCUUUAAUCAAGAACAGACACACAUACAAAUAAAUUAUGGUAGGUGUUUAUGUCGUAUCAGCAAUUGGCGAUUAUUUUUAUAAAAUAUGUAGGUAAUGUUGGAAGGUGGUGGUAAUUGGAAACGGUUGGUGAUACUAGUGCUAUAAGUUUCCUUUGUAAAUUAAUGGAAAAAGUUAGAUAUUAAUCAUCCCUAUAGAUUAAUAACACUGAAUACUGAUUUUCUGAAUCAAGAUAUUGGUACUUUGUUUGAAAGAUAUUGUCGAAGAGUUGCGUAGCAACUUUUAUACGUUUCAGCUUGAUAUCUAAACAGAAUCUCUCAACAAGUAUAUAAAACAAACUAAAUAUGUUGAUGAUUUUCAGCGCUACAAGAAUUCAAAGCAAAAAGACCUCUCGAUUGAUCUACAUUAUCGCUUUAGAUAAGACUUAACUGAAGAGAGCGGGUAUAGGUAAAAUAUAUGAAGUUAUGGUUUUAAUCGGCAAAUUAAUUAAUGGCAGUUUUUUAUUGACUAAAAAUAAUAAUCUGGUCAAUUAAACUAAAGGAAUUAUCAGCAUGUAGUGUUAUCACAUAAAAUUGUAAAAUACGUAACAUUUAAUGUUUUAGUUCCAUUUUGCUCGUAUCAAAUAUGAAUCGGUUUUAAUGGAUAGAAGCAAUUAUUGUAUUUUUCUAUAUUGGUAUACUAAUUCACUAUAACAAACACAUAUGAUAAAAAAUUACCAUAAUUCUUUAGGAAAUACAUAUUUAGUUACCUGAAUUGAUUUUUGAUCUCUUACGUUAGUAAAUAAAUCGAAAAGUAGAUUUUAUAAAGUGGUUAUUUUAAGUGUUCGUGGUACCUAUUAGAUUGUUUUAAUGAAAAUAAUUUUACUUUCAUUGUAUGUUUUUAUGACGAAUGCCAAAAUAAGUGUUGUUUAUAAUAUAUCAAGUUUAUUUACGUAGUUCCAGGCAUAAGUAAUAAAUAACUUAUAUUAGAACAAUAUUGCAAAAAAGAAACUUAUAUAUACAUAUAUAUAAAAUAUUAACUCUUUACUUCAAUAAUUUUAAUGUAUUUUAACGUGAAUUUUGUAAUGAGAACUCUGUAUUUAUAAAGUUACAAAUCUUAAAAAAAACGAAUAUUAUAUUUGAGACAUCUCAUUAACUACAUUAAUUUUGUCUCAAUCUGAUUACUUAAAAUGUCAUUAUAAAGUUAUUAAGUGAACCACUUAAGUAAGUCAAAAGAUAAUAAACCAAUAAAAGAAACUGGACUACAAAGAAUAAUAAUCUAUUGUUUUAAACUUUCAUGGUCGCUAACAUUAUAGUAAUAUAAGUUAUUUACGGGUUUGUUACCGUGUACCUUGUUUUAGCGAGUUUCCGAUAUUUCGGCACUGUUAUUUGCAUAUACAUUAUAUAUAUUUAAAUAUGUAACUGACUGUUACUCCGUAAUAAUGGGCUUGCAACAGUGCCGAAAUAUCGGAACCUCGCUAAAAACAAGGUACAUGGUAACAAUCUCGUAAAUAACUUAUAUUACUAUAAUAAUCUAUUAUUAGAAUCUCCCGAGAAAUAAAUCCACACAAAAGUUUCUUUUUAAUGACUUUUCUGAAGUCGAAACAAUAAUAAGUAGGUAUUUAAUUGCAUAUAUUGGUUAUAAAAUGUUUACCAUAAUUAUAUAUUUUCUUGUUGUUCAAUGGUUUGUUAUUUUUCGGGAGUUGCAACAAUAUUAUUUUGUUAAGAGAAAUAUGUUUAAAUUUGAUUGGUUAUCAUUGAUUAUUUUGUGUACAGUCAACCUGAAUAAAAAACUUAAUAUAUUAUUAUUACUGUUAAAUUAUUUAGUACUUAAUUUUAGUUCGGUUCAAUAAAUGCGUUUUAAAUGAAUAGUAAAU
This is a messenger RNA of Chilo suppressalis (striped riceborer), 4051 nucleotides long. The record is from the annotation of a GenBank genome assembly. Lineage: Eukaryota; Metazoa; Arthropoda; Insecta; Lepidoptera; Crambidae.